AUGACUUCCAAUGAUAAUUUGAAUGAUAAUGAAAUUCGUGAGUUCUUUAUGGAUUCUGGAAGUGAAGACGAAAGUGAAAGUGAAUUUGAUAGUAAUUUUAUGGACGAUAGUCAGCCAGGUCCCAGUGGAAUGAAUAGUUCUAACCUACAAAGACUUGAUCAUUCAAGUUUGCAAGACAGUGGAACAGACAGUGACAAUUCAAUUGUGAUGGAUGUUGAUUCGGAGGAUUCUGAAAGUGAUGAAGAAGUGUUCAUAGGCCCACAGAAUUUGUACGAUUGGGUAGAUGCCACAGAUACCAGUAAGUUCGUGCCUCAUUUAUUUGAUUUUGAUGACACCAAUUCUGGUAUAGACCAUAAUUUAGGGCUAAGUGCAGAUAGCACUGAAAGUGAUUGCUUCAAAGUGCUAUUUGAUAGUGAUCUCGUUACUCACAUUGUUGAAGAAACAAAUAGAUAUUGCGAGCAAUAUAAAAGUAGUACAGUUUUGAAAAAGAAAUCAAAACUGCAUAAAUGGUAUGACACGGUUUUGGAAGAAAUCUAUACCUUUUUGGCUAUCAUAAUGCUUAUGCCCCAUAAUAAGAAAAACAAGAUCAUGGAUUACUGGAGUACAGACCCCUUGCUGCACACUCCAAUAUUUGGAAAAAUAUUUUCUCAAGACAGAUUCAUGAGUUUACUCAGAAUGCUCCACUUUGUAAAUAAUGAAGACCGUGUGCAAGGAGAUAGACUGGGAAAAAUCACAACAAUCUUCCAUUCUCUGAGGAUGAAAUUCAAAAAUGUCUUCACACCUUUCAAGAAUGUGUGCAUUGAUGAAAGUAUGCUCCAGUGGAAAGGAAGACUAUCAUUCAAACAGUUUAUGCCUCAAAAACGUCACAGGUUUGGAAUAAAAAUAUUCAUAUUGUGUGACUGUAAUACAGGAUUUAUAAACGACAUGGUUGUCUACACAGGAAAACAGACAACAAUUGAUAUAAUUGAUUCUUUGGGCAUUUCUGGGUCGGUUGUAACUACAUUACUGGAACCACACUUAGGCUUAGGACAUACUGUGUAUGUGGACAAUUGGUACACGAGCCCCCACCUGUUCCAAUAUCUCUACACAAAUAAAACUGGAGCUGUGGGCACCGUGAGAAGCAACAGGAAAGAUCUGUCAAAGUUUCCUAAAAUGAAAAGUGGGGAGUACACUGCUAAGAAGACAACAUGCUUAUUAGCAGAAAAGUGGGUGGACAGAAAGGAAGUUCAUAUGUUGUCCUCAGUACACACUAAUGAACUGAGAGAAACUGGAAAGGUGCACUACAGGACAAAAUUACCUAUAAUAAAACCAGCAAGUGUGAUCGACUAUAAUAAGAACAUGGGACUCAUAGACAAAUCAGACAUGCAGAUCUCCUUUACAGACAGUGCUCGAAAAUCUGCCAAGUGGUACAAGAAGUUUUUUUUUCAUUUGUUGGAUGUGGUGGUAUAUAAUGCAUUUAUUAUGCACAGAAUGGUAACAGGGAAAAAUAUGGAACUUGGACAGUUCAGGCUGAAUUUGAUUAGGCAACUGUUGGAAGAAUUUACGCCACAAAGGGCAUCACGUGCAGGUGGAAGGAAAUCUAAGCACCAGGAUUCACCUCUUCGUUUGAAAGCCAGACAUUUCCCGGAUAUGAUACCUUCCACGGCUAGUGUACUCAAGCCAAGGAGAGCUUGCAGAGUCUGCAAGACAACCACUCUACAACCCCAGAAGAGACAAGACACUCAUUGGCUGUGCAAGGAGUGUGGAGAUGUGCCGCUGUGCAUGCCAGAGUGUUUUCGUGCUUACCACUCUCUCAGAAACUACUAA
Molecule: messenger RNA, 1806 nt
Organism: Nilaparvata lugens (brown planthopper)
Lineage: Eukaryota; Metazoa; Arthropoda; Insecta; Hemiptera; Delphacidae
Product: piggyBac transposable element-derived protein 4-like
Exons: 1
Coding region: 1-1806 (601 amino acids)
Source: RefSeq, a predicted model, not a curated record